AUGUAUCACAGCAGGAUUACUCAAUUUCAGGCUGAAGAUUGCCUAAGUGCAUUCGGUGGUACUACACCGGAGCUUGUGGUGGUAGCCUCAAAGGCGUGGCAGUUGGAAGAUGCAGAUGUCGUUAAGAAACACCUUUCUGGUUUGCUCAGUGAUGGAGCGCCUGUGCUUAGUAUUCAAAACGGCAUUGGAGCUGUUGAUGCGUUAUCGGUCGUGAGCGAAAAUAUCUUCCAGGUGAGUGACGUAUCUUACCGUUUCAAAGCGGUUACCAACAUUGGUUGCAACCCACCCCGGCCUGGCGUGUUGGAGGUCAACGUCUUACCUGGCAUUGAGGCGUGGAUGAAGCUUAUCCCCCCGAAGAGUAUCUCUGAGCACGCAGAUGACAAUCUCCCUCGAUUACUAUCAGCGUGUUUCAAGGACGCCCAGGUUCCCUGCAAUGUGCCAGAUGCUGUUGAUGAUGAUGAAGCUCAGCAGAUGGUUUGGGACAAACUAAUAGUAAAUGUCGCUAUUAACCCGGUGACUGCCAUUUUUGGGGUUCUGAACGGCGAAAUUUUGGAUAAUUCUCAACUAUUCUCCUUGGCAUCUGCGGCACAUGAGCCUAAAAUGUUCACCCGAAUCAACACAAUGCACUAG
Molecule: messenger RNA, 630 nt
Organism: Perkinsus marinus ATCC 50983
Lineage: Eukaryota; Perkinsozoa; Perkinsida; Perkinsidae
Exons: 6
Coding region: 1-630 (209 amino acids)
Molecular function (GO): oxidoreductase activity
Source: RefSeq, a predicted model, not a curated record